UGAGAGCUCAUUUGAGCCUUCCCGUUCUCUUCCUCUAUUUCCAUGCUUCUUGCUCUCCAAAUUUCUCCAGUGUCUCGCUUCUCUGCUUCGACAUAUAUGGAUUUUCUCAUUGACCCUUUUGAAUAACACCCAUAUUUCCUCUCUGUUAACCACAUAUUUCUCUCAUCCCUCCCAGACUCUGCAAACCCAAAGAUGGAUUCUUUCAAUCUUGCAAAUCUCAAAGCCGGGAAAGUUAAUGCAAUCAUGAAGCAACAAAAGCUCCGAAGGAUUGCCAACUUGUUUCGCCUUGUUGAGGUCUGUGUUGUUCUGUUCCUGAUUUCAAGGAUUUCCUUCCAGGUUCCGGUUGCCGUCAAGAACUCCAGCGACUACUUUCGGGGCUUCUCGGUCUUCAUGGUCAGUCCCCGGUUUGUUUUCGUGAUCGGAAACGUCAUCAUCAUCACACUCUUCGCCCAGUCACGCCAAUUCUCAGCACAGGGUUCUAAAUCCAAGAGUUCAGAGAGUGAUCUUUACCACCAGUUCAUCCAAAGUAUCACAAAGAAUCAGAAAACCAAAGAAGAACGGAACAACUUCCCAGAAAAACAGAGCAUGAGAGCAAAGUAUGAAGGCAAUACCAAACACCCAGAAAAUCAGAGUAUAAGAACCAAGGAUCCCACAAAGGAUCAGAAAACAGUGAUCAACGAAAACAAUAAAAUUCACCCAGAAGGCAUGAAGAAGGAGAUAUUAGACGAAGGGAAGAUCAAGUGGCUUGAGAAAGAGAAUGUAAGAGCAAGGGACAGGAAGUGUUUGGAUUAUAGAAGGUGCGACACAGAGAAAUUAAUGGAAGUCAAGAGAGAGAAACCUGGGAGUGUCCUAAGACGAUCGGAGACAGAGAAGAUCACAAGUUCAUACGAAGAGGACGGGAUGAGCAACGAGGAGUUUCGUCGAACUGUUGAAGAAUUCAUCGCUCGGCAACAGAGGCUGCGAAAGGAAGAAGAGUACUCUGUAAUUUGAGUCUCGAAGGAGUUCUUCGCAAGUGCGUCAGUUACCGCUAGCAUGUAAAUUACUUAUUUCUAGUUGUGAUUAAUAAUUACCGCUGUUUUUACCUUCUUUUUUUUUUUUUUUCCAUUCAAGUCAUGCUAUGUUAUCCGUGGAAUAGAUGUGGAAAAGAUUGUGUGAAUGUAAUUAUUAUUAUUUUUUUUUGACCAACUGAAUGUAAGUAUUUUUUAGUUGAUCUGAAAUUGUGUGAAUGGGUUGUAUAUAUCUUAAUCAAUCUUAUGAGGAAAUGAAAAUUUGGGUUCUCUAUUGGACAA
Prosopis cineraria is the source of this 1289-nucleotide messenger RNA. RefSeq lists its product as uncharacterized. NCBI's taxonomy places the organism in Eukaryota, Viridiplantae, Streptophyta, Magnoliopsida, Fabales, Fabaceae. The transcript has a single exon. The coding region runs from base 193 to 990 and encodes 265 amino acids. The record is from RefSeq and is a predicted model, not a curated record.